Molecule: messenger RNA, 5334 nt
Organism: Alexandromys fortis (reed vole)
Lineage: Eukaryota; Metazoa; Chordata; Mammalia; Rodentia; Cricetidae
Gene: Senp7
Product: SUMO specific peptidase 7
Exons: 24
Coding region: 604-3714 (1036 amino acids)
Biological process (GO): proteolysis; protein desumoylation
Cellular component (GO): cytoplasm; nucleus
Molecular function (GO): SUMO-specific endopeptidase activity
Source: RefSeq, a predicted model, not a curated record
CUUCUUGAGGACAAACAGCUGGAAAUACCACCGAGUAAUUUCUAUGCUUAUACUUCUGGGGCCACUUCGUUAAAGGCAAUAAACUGGAGUAACUCCAUAUAUUUAAUUUCUGUCGACCUCAACUUUAAGGUCAACAGGUUAAAAUCGUAAGCCAAGCCGGGCGGUGGUGGCGCACGCCUUUAAUCCCAGCACUCGGGAGGCAGAGGCAGGCGGAUCUCUGUGAGUUCGAGACCAGCCUGGUCUACAGAGCUAGUUCCAGGACAGGCUCGAAAGCCACAGAGAAACCCUGUCUCGAAAAACAAAACAAAACAAAACCAAAUAAAAUCGUAAGCCAAACCUUUCCCUUAGCGACACUGCUGUUCAAACUCCCUGCAGCAAAGGCUCCAGGGGUAGCAGCCCUCGGGGAAAACAAGUCCCGGGAAGUGCCGCCUCCGGGCGAGGUGGGCGGGGCAAGGGACUUCCGGUCGGAGGAAGGCGACUGCUAGUGCGCAAGCGCGAGCCUCAUUUCUCGCUUUCUCUCUUCCCCUCCCCCUCCCUUCCCCAGCCCGAGGGGUCCUGAGGUGACAGCGCCUGGAAGUGCGACUGGAGGAGCCGGAGGAGAAGAUGGACAGGGCCAGGCCUGGGCGUCGGCGUUCUUCGGCCGAGAUUGUCACAGAGGGAAAAAGAAAAAAGUCAUCAUCACCUGAUUUACAGGAGAUAACAAAGUUGUUAGCUGUAAAGUCAGAGGAUGUUCUUGCUCAGUCACCAUUGUCCAAACUCAGAGGCUCAGAAUGCUGGAAGCUCCCCAAGGGGUGGAGAAGAAGCCUAAGAAAUAAAGUCAUCUGUAUAGACCACAAAACCAAAAAAGGUGUCCAUGGGCAUCCUGUCACUUCUAAGCCAUCACCAGAAAGGCAUCUCAGAGUUAUGUUGACGAAUGUUCUAUGGACGGACUUAGGACGAAAAUUCAGAAAGACCCUACCUAGAAAUGAUGCUAAUUUAUGUGAUACCAGCAAGGUGCAAUCAGAGUCAUUGCCUUCGACAUCUGUUGACAGCGUAGAGACAUGUCAGAAAUUAGACCCUCUUCACCAAAGCCUUAAUUUAUCUGAAAGGAUACCCAGAGUUAUAUUGACGGAUAUCCUGCGAACGGAGUUAGGAAGAAAAUACUUAAAGGUCCCACCUAUAUCUGAGGCCAGUUUGAGUGGUACAGCCAACCUGAAGUCAGAUCAACUUUCUUCAUCAUCUGAUGGCAGCUUAGAGUCUUGUCAGAAUGUAAAUCAUCACAAGAGCUUUUUAUCUGAAAGAGGAUCAAAACCAAGAAAGACUGAUAACAUUUCUGCAAAGAAGGCUCCAAAUGUGAAAGAAAAGCACAGAGCUGACCGUGGCAUUUCUGUGACAUCUGAUACUCAGCCUAAAGAUUUUAAUCCUGAAAGUAAAGACUGCAAUAAUCUUGAAGAGGGGACCAGAAACAAGAAGACUUCAUGUUCUUAUUCAGAAAUGGAACACACUCCAGUAUCCAGGAAGAGAAAGAAAAGGUUUAGAAGUCAUUUACAUGAUUCUCAUAAUUCUAAAUCUUCUUUGGAUAAGUCAACAGAAUAUGGGAAAGAAGAAGAAAAUGAUUCCACAGCCUCCAGUAAGCUUGAGAAAUCAAGUGAAAGCCGUCACUGGGACCCAGCACCACCUGUAGGACUUACACCUGAACCUUCAGAGAGCGAGGCCACUAAUGUGUGCUCACUUGCCGUUCAAGAAGCAGGUGUCAGUGCUGCCUCUGGGAGAGCCUGCUCACCCAACAGAAGCCCGGAGAGCUCUGUUUCUCACAAUGAGGUGGAGGGUUCUUCCCCGGCUGAGAAGGGCGAGGAGUUGACUAUAGAAGAAAAGUCUCUUGUAGGUGGAAACAGUGAAGAGAGCCAAUUGUUGAUCUCAGCUGAACCAAUUGUUGUUUCCAGUGAUGAAGAAGGACCCAUUGAACGUAAGAAUUCAGUAAUUCUGAACUUACAGCCUAAUCGAGAGUUUGAGAUUGCAAGUGAAAAUCAGGGGACUUCUGAAGUACAUUUGUCAGAACUACGACUGGGUGCAUGUGAAUCUGUACAGGCAUCAUCUGAAUUAUGUUCAUAUAAUCCUGACAUGGAAAACAUUUCCUGUGUUAAACCUAAUAGUGAAAUGGAUCUGAAACUGGAUUUUGUAUUUACUUCUCUGUAUAUUGGUAAAAUAAAAGGAGCUUCAAAAGGUUGUGUCACGUUCACAACGAAGUAUAUUAAAAUCCCAUUUCAAGUGUCCACGAAUGAGGUUUUGCUGUCAGUAGACACCACUCAUUUAAAGAGGUUUGGGUUAUGGAAAAGCAAGGACGAUGAUCACAGUGGGAGAAGCCAUGCUAUACUCUUCCUCUGGGUUUCCUCAAAGUAUCUUCAAGAGAUUCAGACCCAGCUAGAAAACCCCAUGUUAAGUCAGCAAUCAAAAGCCAGUGAAUUCAUUUUCCUUGAGUUAAACAGUUCCGUUUCACAAAAAGAAGAAUUGAAAUUGAAAGAUAUUAUGAUGGAAAUAAGUAAGAGCAAUGGAGAAUCAGAGCUCUCCUAUCCGUUGUCUUGGGUUCAGGCAUUUCCUUUGUUUCAGGAUAUCCCUUCAAAAGAAAGCUCUUUCGUUCACUAUUACUGUGCUUCAACUUGCUCUUUCCCCGUCGCUGCUGAUACAGAAACGAGGAGGAAGUCACUAUCUCAGGACCUCCUUGUAGCUUGUGCUAACAGCCUGCUUCAAGUAAGGUCGGUGACGACGAUGAAAACAGAUGACAUCUCCCAUGUGCCCAAGAACUGUUCUGCAGGGGGGACAUGGUUGAUUGUUUAUCCUCCACCACCUACCAAAGGGGGCUUGGGAGUAACUAAUGAAGAUUUGGAAUGUUUAGAAGAAGGAGAAUUUCUUAAUGAUGUAAUCAUUGACUUUUAUCUUAAGUAUCUGAUGCUGGAGAAGGCUUCAGAUGAACUUGUUGAACGGAGUCACAUUUUUAGUAGCUUUUUCUAUAAAUGUUUGACCAGAAAGGAAAAUAAUUUAACAGAGGAUAAUCCGGAUCUCUCAAUGGCUCAGAGAAGACAUAAGAGAGUGAGGACGUGGACCCGUCACAUAAACAUCUUUAAUAAAGACUACAUCUUUGUACCUGUAAAUGAGUCGUCUCACUGGUAUCUCGCAGUCAUUUGUUUUCCCUGGUUAGAAGAAGCUGUGUAUGAAGACUGUCCACAAACUGCAUCCCAACAGUCCCCGGAUCAACAGUCUCAACACGACAACAAAAUAAUAGACAGUGAUCUGCGUCCCACUUCAGCGGUGUCCGCAAGUGCCGAGGAUUCCCAGAGUACCGAGAUGAAUAUGUCAGUACCAAAGAAAAUGUGUAAACGGCCAUGCAUUCUCAUACUAGACUCCUUGAAAGCUGCUUCCAUACAAAACACAGUUCAGAAUUUACGAGAGUAUCUAGAAGUAGAGUGGGAAGUUAAGCGAAAAACUCACCGUGAAUUCAGUAAAACCAGCAUGGUGGACCUGUGCCCUAAAGUUCCUAAGCAGGACAAUAGCAGCGACUGUGGGGUCUAUUUGCUGCAGUAUGUGGAGAGUUUCUUCCAGGAUCCCAUUGUUAACUUUGAACUCCCAAUUCACUUGGAGAAAUGGUUUCCUCGCCAUGUAAUAAAGACCAAGCGGGAAGAUAUUCGGGAGCUCAUUUUGAAACUUCAUUUGCAGCAACAGAAGGGCAGCAGUAGUUAGUUAAUCUGUGCAGACAUGGCUCAUGCUCUCUAAAUUUCCUGGCAAGCGGCUUACCGGCAUUGUGUCAGCUUAGAGAGAAGAAAGUAACUUGCAGUAGUUCAUAAAUUGUUGAAAUGUAUAUGGUAUCUUGUUUGAGUCGUUGGGCUCUCACAGCUGCAGGUGUCAUAGAAGCACUUAUAGAAAUUAAAAUUUCAUAAAUAUAUUUUUAUGAUUAAAUAUGCUUGGAUUAUGCAAUAGCGUAUGUAAUGUGGGAAUGUUUUCGUAAGUAAUAAAUCUAUGUGAUCUGUACUUCCACAUGACUGGGUGUUGAUGGGAGGUGGGUUCUCCCUGGUGCCAGCCCCAGGACUUGUCAGAUUUGUUGGCAAGUCACAUCAUAUUGUAACUCUGUUCUUUGCAGCUCAAGCAUGCAGUAUGAAUACUGUGUAUUUUUUUUAAAAAGAACUUAGUAUCAAGGCUUCAGAAAAUGCCAUUCACGGCAUCCCUUCUGUAUAGUAUGAAAAAAGGAAAACCAUUAGAUACAAAUUUACCCUUUCAAAGUGCAGCUUAUUAUUCUCAAUUGCUAAAUGCAAUUUCCCUGCUCUGACUGUCCCCUCCCCCACUUCUUCACAUGUCACAGGUAGAGGACUGAGAAGGGAGUUCAUUUGUUCAGAUAAAUGUGGAACACACUUUAAAGUACCAAAUAAGUUUUCAAAAAUUAUGUAGCUAAGCUUUGUUAAUUUGGUAUAGCUAUAUAAAUAUUCAUUCCUACAUUAUCCUAGAAUGUGUGUAUACAGUUUCUAUAAAAGAUAAAAUUGGUGUCCUCAUAAUUUUAACAGAGAAAAUACUUUUAAACUUCUAUUUAUUAUUUAGAACCAAAUAUGUAAUUUUAUAGUUUGGUUACCCAUGAUUCAUCUGCAAAGCCAGAUUUCUCAUUUCUUUUAUAUUUUUAAGUUAUAGUUUCUAAAGAUUAUGAUCCCUCAGGGAUCUCACUCAUACAGCACCCAAUAUUUUAUUAAAUAUUCAGGUAACAGUUCUACUGAAUUUAUGUGAUGAUGGUGGUAUUAUCUAGUAAGCACUUUAGAAUCUUACGCUAUCAGAAAUAUUUUUAGGGAGAUACGAUCAUAUUGUUUUAUCAGAUAAUGGGUUUUAGAAUAUUAUUUUAAACAUCUCUUGGAUUUACAGUUAUAACUGUUGUAAAGCAUUUGAAACAAAGUCAAUUUAAGAUAAAACUAGGAAGUCUGAAGGUUUUAUUUCAAAAUCAAGUGACUUGGGUUGCCAGUUAGCCUUAGUGUCCUCAGAUUCAGCUAGUCUUGUCUCUCUUUGCACUGUUCAGGAUACAUGGCUUUGGAGAUUUUACAUGGAAGUGCUUAUUAACUGCAUAUUUCAUUCCCAACGUAUGUAUGUUGGCGAGAAAACUUUUUUUAAAGUGGCUGUUAAUUGUUUUGUACAUCUAAUUUUGGAAAGCAAGUGUUUAAGAGAUCUUGUAAUUUCUGACCUUUUCUGUUUGUGUGUUUUUCAAAGAUACCACUGUCCUUCAUCAUGUAUUGGAGACUGUUUAAAAUUUGUUUUCCUAAAUUCAUGUAGAAAUAAUGGUUUGAGGAUGUCAACAUUUUAUAUUAAACAUGUUUUCAAUUCAUUAAA